Akanthomyces muscarius is the source of this 765-nucleotide messenger RNA. RefSeq lists its product as uncharacterized. NCBI's taxonomy places the organism in Eukaryota, Fungi, Ascomycota, Sordariomycetes, Hypocreales, Cordycipitaceae. The record is from RefSeq and is a predicted model, not a curated record. Bases 1 to 765 code for a protein of 254 amino acids. The transcript has 2 exons.
AUGUCAACUCCAGCACAAAAGGCCAACCUAGCUCGGAUCCGAGACAACCAACGGCGCUCCAGGGCAAGGAGGAGAGAAUAUUUGCAGGAGUUAGAGCAACGUCUACGGUUAUGCGAGUUGCAAGGAAUAGAGGCGACAACAGAAGUCCAGGUUGCAGCGCGGCGAGUUGCUGAAGAAAACAGACAGCUGCGACAACUCCUCAACGAGCAUGGAUUUAGCGACGAAUACAUCAGCCGCUUCCUUCAGGCUGGAGUCGCGGGAGCUCCAGAUAUGAGCCGCGGGCAGACUUUUGCGACUGGCGAGCCUGGUAUGGCUGUACAUGCGCUUCAGCAAGCAAUGGUCUCGCGACGACCAGCAAAUCUCGACUCUAACAUUCCCUUCUCCGUCACGAGCCAAGUCAUGUCAGACUCUUCCAUUUCGAGCACGCCAUCAGUUUCCUCCUCUGCGCCUUGGGACGCAAUUGCCGCCGAAUCUCCAUACGGCCACAAUCGCGGCAUGCAACUUCAGGCGGCCGCCAUGCCCAGCCAACCACCACAACAGCAGUACUCUGCGGCUAUGUUUAUGGGGAAUCAAGCCAGAGGACCGGAAGCGUACAUGGACCAAUCAGCGCAAAUGGGCUCUCUUGCGCCCACACCAGGCAUGACCCAGUCGAUGCAGCAGCAACAGGACAGAGGUCAGAUGCAAUAUGACGGCACGUUAAACACCUAUCAGACGGGGAAUGAAGGCAGCUACGGCGCUGGAUCUACCGGUGGAUGGACAGGGUAA